This is a messenger RNA of Lentinula edodes (shiitake mushroom), 351 nucleotides long. RefSeq lists its product as uncharacterized. The coding region runs from base 1 to 351 and encodes 116 amino acids. The transcript has 3 exons. The record is from RefSeq and is a predicted model, not a curated record. Lineage: Eukaryota; Fungi; Basidiomycota; Agaricomycetes; Agaricales; Omphalotaceae.
AUGGUCGGCAUCCUAGGCUUUUAUUACCCAGAGCUAUGGGAACGACAGCAGAAAAUUCUCUACCGUGUGCGAAAUGAACUUGGGGCAGAAUUUGAGGAAAUGCCAUGGCUUGACUUCAAGGGUGCAUUCUUUGCAAUUGCAAUCAAGGAAGGUGGCAGUGAAAUUAACCAUUUAGAUUGGUCAGACGAUCCGAAAGGGUUGAUAUGGGUUGCACUUGUUGGAACCUGGAGAGGAGGAGACCUGAAGACAAUUGAGAUGGGGUUACAAACUUCGAUCGGACCUGGAGAUGCAAUAAUCACCAACAUGCGGGAAAUCGUACAUGCUGCAGCACCUUGUUUGAAAUCGGAUUAG